Molecule: messenger RNA, 1329 nt
Organism: Tremella mesenterica DSM 1558
Lineage: Eukaryota; Fungi; Basidiomycota; Tremellomycetes; Tremellales; Tremellaceae
Exons: 6
Coding region: 1-1329 (442 amino acids)
Biological process (GO): biosynthetic process; amino acid metabolic process
Molecular function (GO): transaminase activity; pyridoxal phosphate binding
Source: RefSeq, a predicted model, not a curated record
AUGCCUAACAUCGAUCUUCUUGACACUGCUCAGGUGUCCUCGGUCGUGAAAAGACACAAGGUUGUAGGAAUGAUAGGGAAAGAGAAGAAAUGGGAUAUCGGAGUUUCUCCAUCCGUGCCAAACUCCCGAAACCCAAUCCGUACCACCCUGGAGCUCAUCACCUCUCAGCCUCCCAAUCCCAUCAACGGUCCUACACGAUCAUUGAUCAACCUCGGCUUAGGUGAUCCAACUCAUUAUCCCCUUCAUCCCCCUCCGGAGUGCGCGAUCGAUGCGAUAACACGCACUCUCAAGUCGGGUAAAGCAAAUGGCUAUCUUCCUGGUGCUGGAAGCCUCCAGGCUAGAUCAGUAGUGGUGGAUUAUCAUGAACGAUGGGAUGGAGUGGCAUAUGGAUUAGAGGAUGUUGUUCUGACUCACGGUGUCGGGCAAGGUCUUGAUCUGAUCUUCUCCGUGCUCAUACCACACCAAACUGUCCAGAAAUGUAACGUCCUACUGCCUCGUCCAGGGUUUGCACAGUAUGCUACAUUGCUAGCCAAUCUUGGAACGGACGUCAGAUACUAUGAUCUGCUCGAAGAGCAAGGAUGGGAAAUUGAUUUGUCCUCUUUGGAGGAUUCCAUUGAUGGGGGAACAAAGGCAAUCAUCCUUACGAAUCCUAGCAACCCAUGUGGUAGCAACUACUCCCGAUCCCAUCUUCAAGCACUCCUUGAUAUCGCCGAGCAACACAAAGUCCCCAUCAUAUCGGAUGAGAUUUAUGGUCAUAUGACUUGGGACAAACCAUUCGUACCGCUGGCCAGUCUGUCCCGGAGUGUACCCAUCAUUACACUGGCAGGUUUGUCCAAACGUUUCCUAGUUCCUGGCUGGAGAUUCGGUUGGGUAUGUUUACAUGACCCCCUUUGUCUGGCAACGAAAGUUCGAGAAGGGAUGCACGUGUGGGCGAAUCGCUUCAUGGGACCGAACAGUUUGGUACAGGCUGCACUGCCUGAUAUUCUUGCAACACCGGGGAGUUGGUUCAAGGUAGUCAUGGACAAGAUACAACUGAACGCUCAUAUCUUGACCACAGCAAUCAACACCAUCCCAGGACUAUCCUGUGCAGCACCCAGCGGGGCAUUAUAUAUGCUUGUCAAAAUUGACUCAUCUCGUCUCCACAUGUCCGACAUCGAUUUCUGUACCUCACUCUACAGGGAAGAAGCCCUGUUCGUGCUACCUGGCAUAUGCUUUGAGGCUCCCGGAUACUUCCGAGCGGUCCUCAGUACUCCAGCUGAUGUCAUGCAGGACGUUGCUCUUCGCUUGAGGGCGUUCUGCCAUAGACAUGGUGGAAAGGUAUGCAUCUGA